CCAGCAAAAAGUCCAGGAGUUACGUCCCAUCCCCCCGACCCGGCGCUCUGCUCGUCCAGCAAGAAGGACGAGAGGGAACGCAGAAAAAAAAAACCACGACGAAAUUGUGAAGAGACAAGAGCAUGGGCUGGGCGGGACGUGGCUAGACGCUCGGCCAUGAGGCGGGGCUGCGGGGCCAUGGGCGGGGCGCCCGUCGCCUCGCUCUACGCCCUGCUGGCCUUCAUGGCGCUGCUCGCGUCGGCAGACAACGACACGGUGCUCGUCGACCUCGGCGGGGACCUUCUGGACGACGAGGAGGUUUUCGUGCCUCUGACGUCCUCCGCGGCCGCGCCAACCGCCCCUCCUCCGGCGACGCCGACAUCGCCGUCGCCGGCGCCGUCACCCGACCUGCAAGCCUCGGUGACGGCGUCGUCCGCGGGUGUCGCCGCGGACUUCGGUGCCCUGAACCGCCAGCCUCUCAUCGGCGACCCGCCGACGCCACCGCCGACAUCCCUCUCAGUGCAGGCAGCGGCGCCGCGGGCCGUCAACCCCUUCGCCUACAACGUGUCCUCGGUGCUGGAGGGCGGGCGCGCGGUGCCCACCUCCACGUCGCCCGCGCCCCAAAUCGUGCCUAUCGGUUUCAUGCGGCGACCAGAGGGAAGGCCUGAUGGUGGCGCGCAGGCGCAGCUGCCGCCGCCCGCCCUCAAAAAGCACAUGCACUCGGCACAGGGCCACUUCGGGCCGUACUUCGAGGACGGCGCCGGGCCCCAUAACAUCACCACUCGGGUGGGCAGCACCGUCACCCUUAACUGCAGAGUGGGCAUGCUGUCGGACAAGACGGUCACGUGGGUGCACCGGCGCGGCGAGCAGAUGCACCUGCUCACCGUGGGCGGCACCACCUACUCGUCGGACCAGCGGCUGGCGCUGCGCUUCCGCUACCCCAACGACUGGCGGCUCGAGAUCUCGCCCGUCACGCUGCGCGACCAGGGCCGCUACGAGUGCCAGGUCACGACGCACCCGCUGCUCGCCAGGAUCGUCAACCUCCGGGUCACAGCGCCGGACGUGCAGAUCGUGGAUGAGCAGAUGCACCCCGUGUCGGAGCGGUACUACAAGGCGGGCUCGGCCGUGGAGCUGACGUGCCUGGCCGGCCAGCUGGAGGGCCCGGGGGACACGGUGCACUGGAGUCGCGGUCGCCAGCCACUGAGCCAGGCGGGUGCAGGCGUCAGCACCAACGCCAGUAGCGUCAACGGCCGUGUGGUGUCGACCCUCACGCUCCGCCACGCCCAGAAGAAGGACUCCGGCAACUACUCGUGCUCCGUGGGCAGCCUGGCCGGCGCCAGCGUCGCUGUGCACGUGCUCAACGGGGAGCUGCCGGCGGCCGUUCACGACGGCAACUCGGGGGUCACCUCGAGCCGGGUGGCGACGUGGCUGCUCGCGCUACUGCAGUGCAGCCAACUGCUUGCGAGCGGCCGGUGACAGUUGGCCAGCAUGCUCACAUCGUAAGGAGCUGCCGUACUCGGGUAAGUAAAGUUGACGACAC
Frankliniella occidentalis (western flower thrips) is the source of this 1519-nucleotide messenger RNA. RefSeq lists its product as uncharacterized. Gene Ontology annotation, cellular component: neuron projection membrane. The transcript is spliced from 7 exons. Gene Ontology annotation, biological process: synapse organization. The record is from RefSeq and is a predicted model, not a curated record. The coding region runs from base 157 to 1455 and encodes 432 amino acids. NCBI's taxonomy places the organism in Eukaryota, Metazoa, Arthropoda, Insecta, Thysanoptera, Thripidae.